Molecule: messenger RNA, 885 nt
Organism: Coniophora puteana RWD-64-598 SS2
Lineage: Eukaryota; Fungi; Basidiomycota; Agaricomycetes; Boletales; Coniophoraceae
Product: peptidase C14
Exons: 8
Biological process (GO): proteolysis
Molecular function (GO): cysteine-type endopeptidase activity
Source: RefSeq, a predicted model, not a curated record
CACUCGCCUCUGCACUAUUCCAACUGCACGGGGACCAAGAAGGCGCUGUUGAUUGGGAUCAAUUAUAUCGGUCAGAAGCGGGAGUUGAAGGGAUGCGUUAAUGAUGCGAGGAAGAUUCGGGAGUUUUUGAUUAAACACUGGGGCUAUAAACCCGAGGACAUUGUUCUCCUCAUGGAUGAGACGACGCACCCGCGACGGGUACCCACCAAGAAGAACAUGCUCGAUGGCAUGAAGUGGCUCGUCAAGGGCGCGCAGCCACACGAUUCGUUAUUCUUCCACUACUCAGGCCAUGGAGGCCAAGUCCCAGAUAAGGAUGGCGACGAAGUCGACGGGAUGGACGAUGUGAUCUACCCGGUGGAUUUUCAGAAGGCGGGGAUUAUUCUUGAUGAUGAGAUGCAUAAGAUUAUGGUAAAGUCGCUCCCGGCGCAGUGUCGGUUGACUGCUAUAUACGACUCGUGUCACUCCGGCACUGUUCUCGACCUUCCUUAUAUUUAUCAUCACGAUGGGCGCCUCAAGGGCUCUCAAGUCACGCCUGAGUGGCGCGAGUAUAAGAGCUCGCCAGCUGAUGUCAUCUCGUUUACCGGGUGUCGCGACGACCAGACGAGCGCAGAUACGACCCAGGGAGGGGACGCUGUCGGGGCUAUGAGCUGGGCGUUCAGGGAGUCCCUAUCCGAGAACAAGGACCAGAGUUACCAGGACCUUCUCAACUCUGUCCGAGGCCUGCUGAAGGAUAAUUACAAGCAGACGCCGCAGCUGUCAAGCUCGCACCGUAUUGUACGUUCUCUUCGCUACCAUAUUCCCCGUCCUUCUUCUUUCCAGCAUCCUUGCGGCAAAGCUGACAGGACACUGUGCAUACAGCAUACCACGCUUCGUUUUAUUAUGUGA